GGGUCGGUUGUCGCCGAGGGAGCAAGUCCUUCCAGCCGGGCGCUGAGCGGUUCCGCGCCCGACGAGUGGGGGCCACGGGGAAGAAGGGUUGCUCGGUGGGAUCGCUUGCUCGCCAGCCACCGGGCUGAUGGCGGCGGGGACGUCUUCCUGUUGCCGGGGCGGGCUGCAGCCGCUCAAGGCCACCGUCCCCUUCCAGCUGCAGCACCGGCGAAGCGGAGAUGGGGGCCGGGCAGCUAGUGUUCCGUGUGCAGCUGGCUCCAUUGAAAAGGCCUGCCGGAACAGGCCUCCCAGAGUGCGGCGCACUUCAUCGCUAGACACCAUACUUGGGUCAUACCUCUUGGGUCAGUGGCCUCGAGAUGCUGAAGGAGCUGCUGCUGCAGCACAUAUGAGUGACAAAUCAACCCAGACUCCUGUAUCCUGGCAUGAAACUGAGGCAGGGAAAGCUGCAAUCCAUAAGCGUUCUGCCUCGUGGAGUAGCAUGGAUCAUCGCAGAGAGAUUGCAAAAUUGAAACAGCAGCUCCAGCGAACAAAGCUCGGGGCCUGGGGCAGCAAAGAGAAAGAGCAUAACUCCCCAAUUCAAGGGGAUCAUAGUGUGCUCCCAUCAGCAAAGGCUUCCCCACCUGUACCUUUUCCAGGCUCGGCCACUGUGUCAAUCAGCCCCUGUUUGCACAACAGCCUGGACGGUAUCAAUCGGGAGUUGGAAGAGGUGUUUGUAAAAGAGCAAGGAGAUGAGGAGCUCCUCAGAAUUCUGGACAUCCCGGAUGGCCACCGAGCCCCAGCACCACUCCAGAAAGGUCCUCAGGAUGCCUUGCUGCUCCAGCUGGAGCACAGUAGCAGCAGCAGCUGUAGCAGCCUCUCUCUUUCUCCAUCCCCUUCAGCUGCACUUGGGCCAUCCCCGUAUACUUCUGCUCGAGCCACAACAGAAGAAUUUUGCCCUAGCAUGGUAGAAAAGCCAGGGCUGGAGGUGAAGGGAAAAGAAAACGGCAAUACUUCUCCAGUCCUUGCCUUCGCCCUUUCUUCUCCUCGUCCCAACCACACCUAUGUGUUCAAGCGGGAACCUCCAGAGGGCUGUGAAAAAAUCCGUGCUUUUGAGGAAGUAGUGCCAUUGAGCCCUGAUCAGCCUUUCUUGACCUCCUGCCCAGAUAAAAACAAAGUCCACUUCAACCCAACUGGUUCUGCCUUUUGCCGGUUCAGCCUGGUGAAACCUCUUAACCACAGCGUGGACUUGCUGUUCAGAGACUUCUCUUCCUCUACCAGCCCCAUGCCACCAGGAACGUUCUCCUCAUGCCCACCCACUUCUGCCCUUCCAGUCCUUGCUUUGCGGAAAGACUCAAGAGGAGACAACUUCAAUGAGAACCCUAAAUCACCCUCGCUAAAUUUGGAGUCCUGGAAGCGGCACCAGGCAGAAGAUGCUGUCCUCUUCCAUGGCUCCCUGGUUGUCUGAAGCUGAGAGAGAGAAAGAUGAAGCCACAAUAAAUGCAUGGUCCCUCCAUGGCCUCUGGAGAAGCAUACUUUGGAACUGGGAAACAGAGCGCUUCCAGGACACGAGUGCUCGCAACAGCCUCAAUGUGCAGUAGGGUUUUUCUUGGACUCUGGUACUUAAAGCACUUCCCUUUCCUAUGGGUUCAUGUCAAUGUUCACCUGCUGUUGCAGUGUCCAAAGAGCACGUAAUACUCUGAUGGAAUACGCACACUAUUAGCAACCAGAUUGUUGUGUCUGUUCGCUUGCUGGGUUAGGCAGGAGCUCAUUUAUAGGCCUUUUUUCAGUGAUCUUAAGAAUGUCUCAGACUUUCCUUGGAAUGGGGAAGAUGAAAGAGUUUACAUGUAGCCAGAGGAGCUCAUGUACCAUUCACGCAUUUGACUGCUGGGAGAGUUGACCAGGGUAGUCUGUUUCCAAGGGUGCCAAGCCUAUUAUUUGUGUGUGAGAUCCCUUUUGCAUCCUACCCUGCAUUCUAUAACUUGCAUCGCUGGAACACAAUCAGCCCAAUUCUUGAGGCAUUUUCCCUUUUUACAAUCAUGUCAUGAUAAGCAGAUAUUCUGCUGAGUGCCUUUUUGAAGUAUUGGUCAUGAAAUAGAUUCCUGUGCCUCACACAGAAAGAAUAAAGGAGUGUGUCUUUUCCUGUACUGUCUCCAGGUGGACCUCCUGAGGAUACUCCUUGCAACAGAGUUCUGGAAAAGGGGAUUGACACUCAAGCCUGAACAAUGGCUAAGGUUUUCUGGUGUAAUGCAGCUGUUAGUCCAAUUACUUCCCUUUAUAUUAUAAUAAAUUGGCUAGUCCAGCUAGGUCUGAUACUACUACUAUUCCAGCCAAUGUGUUUGGGAAAUUUGUUUCACUUAAACCCCCUUUCUAACACAACACUCCAAAGAUUCCAGGCUCACUUAUACCUACAUCCUGUCCCACCUCCCACCCCACAGCUGAAAGGCCUUAAACCUGGUGAUGCCUUGAUUGCAAGUGUACUAGAAAUUAAAAUGACUUUCUUGUUGUUAUGUUAAACCUUUGGAUUGUAUUGGAAGGUUUUUCUUGAACCCAAGAUAGAAAAUAUAUUUUCUUUUGAAGACAGUAUUUUUGCAGCUACUUUUGAAGUUUUGUAAAUUUUAAUGUAUGUAUCACAGAAGCUUACUGAAAGAAUGUUAGCACAUCAGAGGUUCAUUGCCUUGAGUUGAGAGAUUUCUGCAGAUCUUGGUGUUUAAACCAAUUUAAAAAUAAAAUAAAAAUGUUGGGCCUCUGAAA
Messenger RNA from Varanus komodoensis (Komodo dragon), 2730 nucleotides. RefSeq names its product family with sequence similarity 117 member A (gene FAM117A). NCBI's taxonomy places the organism in Eukaryota, Metazoa, Chordata, Lepidosauria, Squamata, Varanidae. The coding region runs from base 128 to 1444 and encodes 438 amino acids. The record is from RefSeq and is a predicted model, not a curated record. The transcript is spliced from 8 exons.